Messenger RNA from Carica papaya (papaya), 1033 nucleotides. RefSeq names its product peroxidase superfamily protein. The record is from RefSeq and is a predicted model, not a curated record. Gene Ontology annotation, molecular function: peroxidase activity; heme binding. Gene Ontology annotation, biological process: response to oxidative stress; hydrogen peroxide catabolic process. NCBI's taxonomy places the organism in Eukaryota, Viridiplantae, Streptophyta, Magnoliopsida, Brassicales, Caricaceae.
UACAAAAAAAUAUGGGAAUUAGCAGUAAUUACUGGGUAUUACUUUUGGGUAUAGCCUUACAAUCAGUUCACAGCCAAGAAGGGUUAAGCAAUGGGUAUUACUCUUCUUCUUGCCCAGAAGCUGAGUCCAUUGUAAGGUCUACUGUUGAGUACCACUUCAAGAACGACCCCUCCAUUGCUCCUGCCUUGCUCAGGCUCCAUUUCCAUGACUGUUUCGUCCAGGGAUGCGAUGGUUCGGUGCUGAUCACAGGAUCAUCGUCUGAGAGAAGUGCGUUUCCGAAUCUUGGGUUGAGAGGAUUUCAAGUAAUUGAAGAUGCAAAAUCACAGCUCGAGUUGUCCUGUCCUGGUGUAGUUUCCUGUGCUGAUAUUGUUGCUCUUGCAGCUCGUGAUGCUGUUGAUUUGAGUGAUGGUCCGAGUUGGAAAGUGCCAACAGGGAGAAGAGAUGGGAGGAUUUCUUCAUCAUCCCAAGUGACCUCAAGCUUACCUUCCCCUCUUGAUUCUGUUUAUGUUCAGAGGCAAAAGUUUGCAGCUAAAGGCCUUGAUGAUCAUGAUCUUGUAACCCUAGUUGGGGCGCACACCAUAGGCAAAACAGACUGCAGAUUUUUCAAAUACCGUCUCUACAACUUCACGAGGACCGGAAAUUCAGACCCAACCAUUAACCAACCCUUUCUGGCUCAACUCAAAUCGGUAUGCCCCCAAAACGGAGAUGGACUUAACGAGGUUCCAUUGGACAAAGACACUCCCGACAAGUUUGAUGUGAGCUUCUUCAAGAACCUCCGAGACGGUACCGGCGUUUUGGAGUCGGAUCAGAGGCUUUGGGACGACGCUGCUACUCGAGAGGUUGUGCGAAAGUAUGCUGGCACUUUCAGGGGUUUGCUGGGUUUGAGAUUUGAUCAUGAGUUUUCACAGGCGAUGAUUAAAAUGAGCAGCAUUGAAGUGAAGACUGGAUAUGAAGGGGAAAUUAGAGAAGUCUGCUACAAGUUUAAUUGAUGAAGUUUUGGUCGGAAAGUUUGUGUUGAUUCAGUGGGUGAAAU